GCAGGUAGUUUGCGAUUUGCCGAAAAAAAAGGUAUCCCUCAAGGUUUAUAUUGCAUUGCAGUUGCCCAAAGUAAUUAGUCGAAAGUGUCAACCGAAUGCGUCAGCAUCAUUAUGAGGAAAUUGUGUUUGCUUCUUUUGAUGGCACAUUUUGUGGCCUCCAGUAGAAAUUUAAAUGAAAUUCUUGAUCGUGACGAUUGGAUUAGCAUGGCCAAAGAAUACAUUAGGAAUCACAAGCCUUAUACAGCAAAAAUCUACGAACCAUACCAGCCGCAAGUUGUGACUUUUACCAACCCAUUUAAAGGAGAUUUUUGGGAUACGACCACAAUAGCAAACAUUGUAGAAUCUACAACUUCUCCUCCGGAUGAGACAAUUAAUUACUCCACUGAGGAAAAAGCCACCACAACCAGCAGCACUGAGGAUACUUCCACAUCGCCGCCUGAAUUUUCAACUACGGAAUCGAUUUUUGUAACUUCUGAAACGCCUGAAACAACUACAAGUAUUUUUGAGUCGACAACUUUGCCGGAAUCAACCACAGAAUCGAAUGAUUUUACAACAGAAUCAAAUGAAUCCACCACAAAAGAUCAGAGUACAACGGAAUAUAUUUUAGAUUCUACAACAACAUCAAGCCCCGAUUUAACCAGUACAGAGGCUACGGAUUUCACAGAAACAACCAGUGAACCAUCUUCGGAUUUUACUAAAGAAAUAAAUCCAAGCACUACAGAAAUUCCACAAUCAACGACAAUCACUGAGGAUUUUACUACACCAACAAGUACUACAGAAAUUAAUCCAAUCACUACAGAAUUGCCGGAAUCAACUACCCAAUUUAACGAUCUUACAACAGAAUUGAAUGAAUCAACGACUGAAAUAUCUUCAGAUGAUCAGAGUACAACGGAAACAUUAGAAACCUCCACAGAAGGACUUGUAUUAACCACAGAAAACCUGGAAACCUCUACAUCCCUGCUGGAAAUUAUUGGCACAACUCCGGGCAUAGAAACUACAACAUCUUACCUAGAUACAGUGAUUGAUAGCACCGAAUCUGGAUUUAAUUUAACAACAACUGAAAUAAUUCCAACUCAAAAAGAAACCACAACAACCAGGCGAUCGAAUUUCGUAGAGGAUUUUGUAAGACCAAGAAAGAAAUUGAAGUACACUUCAGACACAGAGCCUGAACUUUACUGGUACUAA
Molecule: messenger RNA, 1185 nt
Organism: Drosophila takahashii
Lineage: Eukaryota; Metazoa; Arthropoda; Insecta; Diptera; Drosophilidae
Source: RefSeq, a predicted model, not a curated record